AGGAAGUCUCGCGAGAGUCGGCAGCAGCUGCCCUUGGGAGCGCGGAGCCCGCGGGGUCGGCGGUGUGGGCUCGGGGCUGCGCGGCCAUGGCUCCGAGUCUUCUUCGACAGUUCUUGGACAUCCCCGACGGCACCGAGUGCCACCGCAAAGCCUACGCCAGCACCGGUAUCGGCGGCGCAGUGGGCCUGAUUUGGUCAGUCUACAGUGUCACACACCGUCCCCCGGACUCCGUCCUCGAAGGAGUGGCUCGGGCUGGACGAUAUACAUUUACCGCAGCCGCCAUCGGGGCCGUGUUCGGCAUCACCUCCUGCCUCAGCGCCCAGGUCCGCGGGAAGCCUGAUGACCCCCUGAACUACUUCCUAGGCGGCUGUGCCGGAGGCCUGACCCUGGGAGCUCGUACUCACAACUAUGGGAUUGCUGCUGCUGGAUGCGUGUACAUGGGCACGGCGGCCGCCCUGUUCAAGAUGGGCCAGCUGGAGGGGUGGGAGCUGUUUGCAAAACCCAAGGUGUGAGCCCUGCUGCUCCCCAGAUGCCAGGCAGGGCCAAAUGUGCCCAGAAAUAAAUUCCACGUAUGUGUGUGUACAAGUG
This is a messenger RNA of Marmota flaviventris (yellow-bellied marmot), 588 nucleotides long. It is a transcript of the gene Ndufa11, whose product is annotated as NADH:ubiquinone oxidoreductase subunit A11. Gene Ontology annotation, biological process: mitochondrial electron transport, NADH to ubiquinone. Gene Ontology annotation, cellular component: mitochondrial inner membrane; respiratory chain complex I. The record is from RefSeq and is a predicted model, not a curated record. NCBI's taxonomy places the organism in Eukaryota, Metazoa, Chordata, Mammalia, Rodentia, Sciuridae.